Molecule: messenger RNA, 1533 nt
Organism: Vicia villosa (hairy vetch)
Lineage: Eukaryota; Viridiplantae; Streptophyta; Magnoliopsida; Fabales; Fabaceae
Product: RING-H2 finger protein ATL54-like
Exons: 1
Coding region: 115-1344 (409 amino acids)
Biological process (GO): protein ubiquitination
Source: RefSeq, a predicted model, not a curated record
AAAAUAACAUUCGUAUAAGAUUCAAUUUAAUACUACUUCAAUGGAAGCUUAGAAGUAAAAGCUGUAAGCCUCACUUUAUCAUCAUCAUCUUCUUCUGAAUAGAAGAAUUAUAAUAUGGGAUUACAUCACAGAAAAUUGAUCCCAGAAAUAUGCGACUCGAUUUGUCACAUAAACGAAGCUUUACCUAAUUGUUCAUCUAACAAAGAUUGCACUGUUUGCUUCAAUAUCUGUUUAACCAAUCUCCAAAACCCUAAUUACUAUUCUUCACCACCACCACCACCACCGCCACCACCGCAACAAGAAUUUCCUUUCUACAAUUCAAAUCAAAACCAGCACAAAAUCAUCAAUUACUUCAUCAUCACUCUUUCUCUUCUUGCUCUUAUUUUCUUCCUUGUUUGUAUUCGUGCAAUUUAUGUCAAUUGUAGGUCAAGAAGAACAAGAACAAGGUUAAGGACAGUGGCAAGGACAAGAACUCCACCACCACAAUCAGCAACUCGAGAAAUCGAUAUGAAUUUUGAUGAUGAACAACAUGAUGAUGAUUCUAUUGUGGAUCAUCCGAUUUGGUAUAUUCGAACUCAAGGUCUUCAACAAUCGGUUAUAAAUGCAAUUAGUGUUUGCAAGUAUAAGAAAGGCGAAGGUUUGAUUGAAGGAACGGAUUGUUCUGUUUGUUUGAGUGAGUUUGAAGAAGAUGAGAGUCUUAGGCUUUUACCUAAGUGUCAUCAUGCUUUUCAUUUACCUUGUAUUGAUACUUGGCUUAGUUCUCAUACUAAUUGUCCUAUGUGUAGAGCUCCAAUUGUUAGUACUAAUCCUGCAAUUGCGAGGGUUGAGUCUUUGGAAUCUAUUGUUGUUGAUUCUGGUGCACAAAUUGAGGUUUCUGAUGAAAAUAGGGGUGAAACUGAAUCCAAUUUAGGGUUUGAAAAUAGGGUUUUUGAUUCUGAAUUGAGUAAUGGGGCUGUAGAAGAGGAAGAUGAAGGAGGGCAAUUGGAGGUAUGUGAAAAUGAAAGGCGGGUUGUUGACGCGGUUAGCGGUAGUAUUAGUACUCGGCCUAGGAGAUCGGUUUCUAUGGAUGAUUCUUUUGUUGCAGGUAUCAAUAAUGAUGUUGCAACUGUUAUAUCAAAAGAACCUAAUGGUAAUGAAGACAGUGUUUUGAAGUUUAAUGGAAGUGAGAAUUUGGCAACUACAUCGAAAGGUAGUACUAGUAGUAGUUUUUCUUUUAGGUCAGCAAGAUAUUUGCAGGGUGUUGCUAGUCCAAUGAAGAGAUCAAGUUCAUAUAAUGGGAAGUUUCUUCUGUCUUGGUAUAGCCGGAAUCAGAAAAAGCCAAAUGCUAUUCUGAGAAACUUUUGAUUAAAUUGUGUUACUAUUAUUAGCUUUUAUGUUAUAACUUCAUAAAUGAAGUUUAUACUUGUAAGUCAGUAACUCUCAACAAGCUGAGAGGCUGAGAUUUUCAAAGUUUUCUGUAUGCAUUAAAAAAACUAUGUGAUGCAUCAAGUGUAUAUGAUAAUUUACAAAUAAAUUGUGCUCAGUUUUUGUUCA